AUGAGUAACAACGAAUGGUGGAUUGAUGGUGAUUUGCCACCGCCAUCUAUGCGGCAGAAAUAUAACCUUGUGCGACACUUUACUCCUUUAUCAUAUUGUUCACCACAAUUUUCACCGCAAAAUCGUCAACCAGAAGAAAAGGAUAAAGUUUUGGAGCAACGUUUGAAAAAUUUAAAUAUGGAUACGAGUAAAAAGCAAGUGGAAACGUUAUCAUCAUUAGAGGAGCGGGCGAAAAUGCUGAAGAUAAAUGAUGAGAGUCAGCAUACCUCUUCAAUGAGUGAUAUAGAACAGCGACUGGCAAAUCUUCGUGGUCUACCAGUGGAGGAUAUCAGAUAUCCGAGGUUUGCUACUGUGUACAGAAAUGAAGUUGAAGAAGAAACAGUUGAAAAAUUGAUGAGACGAGCAAAAGAUGAAAUCAUGUUAGAGAAAAAGUUGGAUCGUUCUGAUAAAUUGGAUGACGAACAUGAUGUUAAUUCAGAAGAAUUCAUUAAAAUGUGCACAAGUAAUGCCUCUGUUCCAGAUGAGUUAAGCGGAGAACUACCUUUAUCAGAUAUAGAUAUAAUGGGUCAGGAUACAAUUCGGAAUUUGAAAGAGAUACAACAAACGAUGAAAUUGGCUAAGCAACGAAGUGUGAAGGCAGCUAAGCUGACAGGCAUAGGCAAUGAUAACCAUUCGAUGGACAAUGAAAUUAAGAAGCUAAUGACAUUAACCAGUCAAAGUAACAUGAAAUCAGAAAAAAUAAAUGAUGAACUGAGCAAGUUCUGGAAGAGAAGAAUGGAUAAUGGGGCGUCUUCUUCUGAGUCUAGUUCCAAAAGCGAAAAUUCGGACGACGAAGCCGAAAUCGAUUGUGGUGAAUUGCAGAGGGUAGGUGCAGUCUUUUUAUUGAUGAAUUGCAGCCCUUGUUGUUUAUUUUUAUUUUUUUUUAAAGGAAGUGGUAAAUCGUUACUGGAACCUACCUCUUAUUUCAAGGUUAUACUGGAAGCUGAGGAAGCGGAGAAUGAAGCCAUGCAAAUGAUAAAAGAUUCAAGGAAAAAUGGCAAGAAAACUGGUAUAUUUUCCAGAAUUUUCCGUCCUCGAUAGCUCUAUAGCUGCCAAUUAUUCACCACUUCAAUAUUUUACAGCAGAAUUAUUCUAAUGAAAAAUCAGGUGUAAUUGAAAUCACUUCAAAGUUAAAAUUAUUUGGGGUUAGCAUUUUAACUUUCGCACUACAGUAAGUGAGAGGUGACAUUAUUAUAAAUACAUUUGAAA
Loa loa (African eye worm) is the source of this 1248-nucleotide messenger RNA. RefSeq lists its product as hypothetical. Bases 1 to 1080 code for a protein of 359 amino acids. Gene Ontology annotation, cellular component: midbody; cleavage furrow; centrosome. The record is from RefSeq and is a predicted model, not a curated record. The transcript has 5 exons. NCBI's taxonomy places the organism in Eukaryota, Metazoa, Nematoda, Chromadorea, Rhabditida, Onchocercidae. Gene Ontology annotation, biological process: mitotic cytokinesis checkpoint signaling; abscission. Gene Ontology annotation, molecular function: phosphatidylinositol-3-phosphate binding.